Staurois parvus is the source of this 305-nucleotide messenger RNA. The record is from the annotation of a GenBank genome assembly. Lineage: Eukaryota; Metazoa; Chordata; Amphibia; Anura; Ranidae.
AUGUAUGUGAAAUGGUUUGAUACAGUAAUGUUUUACUAUGUUAUUUUAGUGAUUUUAGUGAAUGUCACUUUUUGUCAUUUUCAAAUUUCCGCCAGUUCCGUCCCCUGUACGUCCCGACACUCGCAGGGGACGGAACCCAGAUGACAGAUGCUGGCAUCCGCCGGGUUACAUUGCCGGAGACACUGCAGGGGGGAUAUCGCGGGAGCGCGGGAUCGAGGGAUCACGGAGCAACACCGCAUGGUAAGCCCGAGUGUAGCUUGGGGUUACCGCUUGUGCUACACUCGGGAAUACCGCCAGGGAGGGUA